Messenger RNA from Maudiozyma saulgeensis, 705 nucleotides. NCBI's taxonomy places the organism in Eukaryota, Fungi, Ascomycota, Saccharomycetes, Saccharomycetales, Saccharomycetaceae. The record is from the annotation of a GenBank genome assembly.
AUGUCAAAAUAUUAUGCCUUUGAGGAACAAACUCAAACUGCUUUUUCUGCCGAAGUUUCACCAUUGAUAUUAGCACCGUUAGAUGAUAUAAAAUGUAUGGAAACAAUACUUCUACCAUCCGGUAAUUUAAUUACAGAUGCGACAGUUGUUUCCAAUUGGUUAAAAACGCAGAGAAUUACAAUAAUUGAUAAUUGCAACGAAAUCAAAUCCUCAAUCAAUAAAUUCGAAUCAGAGAGGAUAGCUGAGUAUAAUAACGCAAAGGGUUACCUACAAGAUAAUAUAUUCAAUAACAAACAAGAAAAUGAAAAUAGGUUGGUACCUACAUCAAUUAUUGCAUUGAGUGCUUUCUUUACGGGUAGAAUAAUGUGUCAUAAAAACUUUGGUUGGUUGGCAACAGGUGGUCCAACUUCUAUAUCAUCCAGUCUGAUUAAAAGUCUUCCGAGUAGGAUAAUCACACCUUGGGUCUUUCUAUGUACAACCUUUGCAAUUGGUUCUCCAAAAACGUGGAAUAAUUUUACUAAAAUUAUUAAUGAUCAUUAUAUUUCUAAAGAUGUCUCAGAGGUAAUUCAUACUACACGAGAUAAUGUGUACAACGUACUUAUUAAUGCUCCAACCCAAAGCAUAAACCACUUCUCUGAAAUUACUUUACCAGAAACAGUAAAGCAGAUAAGAAAAAAGUGUUUAGAUUUACUUCAGAUUACUUAA